AUGCAAACCGAAAUUGAGCCAACUGAAUUACUGGUGAAGAAGAAAACAGAAAAGGCCGUCCUCUUACUGUUGAUCGCGACCACUGAAGGAGCACGAGUUCGUAAUAGUGUCACAUUCUUGUGUUGCAGUAGGGAGAAAGAGGAACCAUUCGAAACGACAUACCUGGUGGCCGAGGAAGUCUAUACUAAAGCCACAGUACCAAAACCGGAAAAGGUAUCGAUUUGGUUGGGUGCAAGUAUUAUGGUCGAAUAUGAGCUCGACAAGGCAAAAGAACUACUGGUGAAAAACCAGGGAAGCGUGCAGAAGGUAUGUUCGCAGAAGCAAUUGUAUUUAGAUGGUUUCGAGGUCAUGGAAUUCGUUAGGAAAUGCGAAAAUAUUAUUCACACCAUUCAUAUUUCAUUUGAAUGCGCAGGUUGCAUGCACAUUAUUCUAUGCAAUGGUUAG
Cooperia oncophora is the source of this 444-nucleotide messenger RNA. Lineage: Eukaryota; Metazoa; Nematoda; Chromadorea; Rhabditida; Trichostrongylidae. The record is from the annotation of a GenBank genome assembly.